GAGAUUGAUCAUUUUUACUUCUGCCUUUGUUUAAUGUGCAAUCAAUACGCAUUAUUUAUCUAUGCAGUUACAUCGUCCAGACAUUGCUUAGGAUUUGAUGGUAAAUCUUACAACGUUGGCGAUGUUUGGAAACUCACACCUAACAGCCAGUGUUCGUGCACGGCAGAAUUACUAAUCCAAUGUUCCUCGAGUAUUGUCUUCACAUUGAAGCCUUUAAAACCAACCACUGUAUUCAGAGUCUGUCGAGACAACGAGCAGCGUAUUCGUAAUCCUGGAGAUGAAUGGUUAAACGAUCCAACGACAAAGUGUACCUGUUCUCGAGAUAAAUUCGUCCUAUGUGCCAUUCUAAAGGAGCCAGUUUGUAUGGACAGCAGUGGUAAAAUUAAAAAAUACCAAGAGACGUGGCUCAAGAACGACUGCAUUAAGUGCGCAUGUAUAAAUGGCAGUAUUAACUGCACCAGAUAUGAGGUCAAUGUCACCUAUGGUUUGUUUGAAGUGAAGACUUAUCCAAUAUGCGAGCUCUGUUGGCAUACCUUUGAAAAUGAUUCAUCUGAAGAUUGUAAAGGUGAAGAAAGAAACUAAUGGAAGAAGUAUCGAUCAUUAAUGGCUAAACAUUUUCUAUUAAAGCAUAUAUGCUAUUUUUCCUGUAAAUUUUUCAUUCCAUUAGGGAUGUCAUAUGAUUAACUGAAUGCUGAGUACAGUAUUACUGUAGCCAUUAAAAAUACGCUACUGUCUUUUGACUGCACAUGUAAAAAAAUGAAGCCGAACUCUGUUUCGCCGUAAAACGUGUAGAAGCUCUUCUCGACGUCUUAGAAACAAAGAAAUUUUAAAAAUAAGUUGUAAUUUUGCAAAUAUUUUAAACAGAAUACCUACAGCGCUUAAGUAAAAUUUCAAAUGAUAUAACUAGGAGGGAUCCUUUAAUUUAUCUGAAAGGUCCCUAAUUUGAACUACGUAGAAAGCGUUAAUACCGUCCUUUAUGUUUUGACAACUCCCUUCCUUUAACAAGUCCUUAUUUCCAAUUUUUUCCUAAAGCUUUUUUGGGAACUGCCAGUCAACAAAUGCGAAGACCAGCGAUGUUUAAAUGCUUCACCGGAGAUCAUUUUAUCUGGGACAGUCACAGGUGCAACGGAAUCUUUGAAUGUCCGGACGGAUCUGACGAAACAGGCUGCGAAGAUAGUAAGACAUUCUAAAAAUAUUUUUAAGGUCUUGGUAAAGGAAGACGAGGCGCCCACAUGCAGAAAAAAAUUCUUGUCGCGCGAGUAUUUUCGCUACAAAGGCAAGUUAUAUAUCAAAUUAAAGCUAAAAGACUAAAUUACCUUAUAAAAGGUUUUAUUCAUCGAAUUUCGAAAGGCGCUCAAGUUUUUUGCUCUUGAACUCAGAGGUAUCGAGUUUACUGCUUUCGCGUUGUUAAAUAUUCACUUCCUUUUUAUUGCAUCUGAUUGACAGAUAACAGACCUAAAAAAGGGUGUAUGUGAGGAAAUUUUGAUUUUUACGUCUAAAAUAGAGUGAGUGUCACGCAAUAGACAGGGACUGUCAAUCACUUUUCGCGCGCAACGCUUGGCGGGAAAGAGAAAAGGCUCAUUUUAGAAGGGUUAAAAAGCACUUUCUGAUUUUCUUUUUCUGCCAAAAUAAAAUUUAGGACCCACUCAUGCCAAAAAUCCAAAAAAAGCAAAAUCGAGCUAUGUACUAAAAUUUUCAUUUACCGAGACCUUAAAGAGAUAUUGUUAUUGGACAUACCUUUACCACUCUCAGAGCUAGUCUUGCAAGUCAUCAACUAAAGCAAAAGUUAAUUGCCGCAUUUGAAUUUGUUAAUUGACUAUUCAAUGCUUUUAGAGCGGCUAGGAAAAGGUGAAUUCGGUUAGGAAAACGGUUGAACAUUAUCCACUUAAGAUGGCUGGACCCGGGAUUUUGGAGGGACACCUUCCACCUUUUAAUGUCUUAUAUACUUAAACAAAUUGAUCUUUAUUGUAAAAAAAUUAUAACACAUUUAUUACAAGAGAAUAAGGUGCGGUUACACACACCACGGUAAAAGACACCUCCCAAGGUAAAAAAUGCCGCAGUAAAUUCAACGUGGGUUUAGUUUACCGUGGUAACAUGUGGUGUACCUACAAAAAUACUUGGGCAAGCCACCUUAAGAUGGCGUUUUCUUCCCGGUUCUUCGUUUUUAACAAAUAAGCGGAGCCAUCUAUAAAUAAUAAUACUUGUUGGCCCGAAUUCCUUUUUUAUAAGUAGUGUUCUUUUACCAUCCUUUGUCUUAGAAGUGUGUAAAGAUGAAGAAGGCAGAACGUAUCUUAUCAAAAACAGCAAAUUUGGCUGGCGGGUCUCUCCCUGUUUAAGUUGUCACUGUUCAAGAGGCUUACUGAACUGCAAGAAAACUUUGGAAGUGAACUUUCCAGGAUACUACACCGAUAUUUAUGUGAUCCAGGAAAACUGCACGCAACCUUCUUGCAAAGUUUCACAGUUUCUUCGGAACAAAAAGGACGCGUGUAAAGGUAUUUUUAAUUUAAUCUAAAGCAUUCAAAGAAAUCCAUAUUUUAUUUAUUUUCUUUGUUCUUCAGUUUAUAACAUUUAAGCACAUACCAGAGUAACUAAUAGGAAUUUUAUGCUUAUCCACUUAGAUUGUGACUGGGUAGUCGAUGUUUAUUUUACGGUUUGUCUAAAUGUUUAUGCAAUUAAAUAACUGUUUCUCUAUCUUUUCUUAAAACUACGGCAAAUAGCGCUACAAUUAUGUACGUACCCCUUUUACUAGCGUCGGCCAUUCUUUUGCAUGCUUAUAGCUAGUAUUCGAACGAACUCAGUUUGGUUAGAAUAUUCCUAACAAAUUCCAUGUUGAAACAAGACUAAACAAUAUUGAUGACUUCUGGUUUUUAGCUAUGGAAAUUUUACAAAACAACGGACUACUAUUUGCGGGACAAACGUGGAACUUCAGCGGCUGCACCUUCUAUUUUCCCGGACCCAACGAUGAAGUAGGAAGAAUUUGCCCGCCAAUGGUCAGACCAGUAUGUUAUGUAUACAAUGGAGCAGUUUGCUGUGCGUCAUAUUGUCCAGGUAGAUAUUUUCACCUGAUUGAAAAAACUUUGUCGCUUAAAAAGUAUAAAAUUAUGAACAACGGGACAUAAUGGAUUUAUGGGUAGAAUUUAACUUUAUCAUUAGCAUUGCAAAAUUUAAAGUUCUUUGCAGAAAAGUUUAUGUUAUCACGACCUAUCACAGCUUUUCGGUGAUGAUGCAUUUCAAAAAAAGAUCUGAAAAGUUUCCAUUUUUAUUGCCGGUAAGCUUACAACUUCACCUAAACAGAGCACAUCUGGGAUCCCUGGCUACAGUAAAAGAGCUUAUCCAUAUUGGUAACGCACACUUGAAAAUCUUAAGAUAUGACCUAGGAGCAUUCUUGGAACGCAUAAAAGACAACGGCAUGAUAAAGUACUCUAGGGAUUUGCAUCGGCACGAACAGCUCGUGAUAAUGUUAACUUUUGCUGAAAGAACUUUGAAUUUGCUUUGCAAACGAACGUAUACCCAUAAAUCCUUGAAGCCUCACGGUUCAUUUGAAGAGACAAAGUUUUUUCAAUUAGGUAUGAAGCUUUUGCAUUUUGCUCUCUAAUACCAUCACUUAGCUUUUCCAGCCCCUGAUGAAGACUAGUUUUGUCUAGUCGAAAUAUUGGGCAAAUAAGUUUGUAAACCUUAGCUGCCCGAUCAGCCUUGUCUUCAAUUUUAAGUUUAAUACCAUCAACUGACGUGAUACGACUCAUUUUGACACUGAAAAUGACUACCGCACAGGUUGUCGAAACGUCAGUCACUGUCAACAACAAACGUCCUAUUCAGGACUACCUUCUCCCGGAUGAUCAAACUCAACCUAAUUUUGAAAUGACUCCUGGGUUCACACCUUUCACAGUUUAUAAGUUGACUCCCAAUAAUUUUCAGUCUCUUUUUUUACGAUAACUUGAAACCCAUGAGCGAUUGGUUCUAAACUCUUGUUGGCCUUGUCACGCAUAAUGAGCAAAAUUACUCAGCUACACGCAGAGAGAAUCGAAUUACAAUGUUGGACGCCAGUGCUUAUCGAUUAAAAAAUAUACGGGAGUUCUGUUUUAUCUUGUCAGUUUGAUUCGGAACACGCAUGUCCCCAUUAGUUCUCCAACAACUUAAGUACUGAUUAGUCUUUAUUUGUUUAGUAUUGGAGCAAGUUUCAAAGCAAAUGAGAGGAAAUCUGUCAUUUUGCCCAAAUAGCCAUCAGCUGGUAUCCUCAGAUAUCGACAAUGAAUGUAAACUCACCUAUUGUUUUCGUAAUUAUUCCAUGAUAAGCUGCAAAACAGGUAAGAAAUGUAUGUAAAACAUAAAUAACUAGUCUAACGUCGCCUUAAUAUCAGGAGUGUAGGCUGUCACGGAGCUGGCUUGAAACUUAAGUCACUAAACACAAAAUAGAUAACAGCCUCUUUUAUCCAAGGAAACACAUAGUCGGUAUAUGGACACGUGUUUCAAAAUCUUUCACUCUUUAAUUUAUAAAGACUAAAUACAGUAAUAGCAACAGCACCAAAAACGAUGCUUGUAAUCAGGCUCGAAAAGCCGGCCCGCAACACUUAGUUGCAAACAGUGGAAAUAGGACUGGGUGGAGUACAAUUCGGUCUGUAUUAACAAAAUACGCGGUCGUCCAAUAAGUUUGAUCACGAGUAUAAUUACAGACCGAAAGUUCUGUUACCAAUUAAUCAUAACCAUAACAAAAUUUGUGACAUUUUAAGCCUUUUAAAAAUUAAAACACAAAAUACUCGCGGUUUUUUGCAAGCAGUGAAAAACAAAAUCAUUCAAGUGCGCGUGCGAUAGCGCACCCUGUCCAAUUACUUAGGCAGGACGCGAACUUGUUUUUCUUAAACUGUCCCAUCAGUGCUGACAGGAACAGCUGGCAGCCAAUUAGAUUUGAGAAUUUUAUAUUUUGCACAUGCCAUCUUUGACACAAUCUUAUCAACAUCUUUUACUAGUUUGUGGUUUUGUGCCUUGCUACUCGCAUGUCCUGGUCUUGUGACUAAUCACAAGACAAGAAACAUUCGUUAAUUAUUUCAUGUGAUCAUAGUUUUCUCAGUUUGCAAGCGUAAAAUAAAUUCAGAAUGCGUUUGUUCAAUUAUUUAUUUUACGGGUCCUCUUUAAGCCAUAACAUGUCAAGAUGAAGAGCUAAACAAGUAUUUUGAAGGAGCCACUUGGUCCGUUGGUACCUGUGUUCAGUGUUCUUGUCAAAAUGGCGUUAUCAAAUGCACAAGAACAAUAUCAGUAUUAUCGUCAAAGAAUUUUGAAGGAAGGAUAACCGAGCACUGUAACCAGACAGAGUGUAAUGUGGUGCGUUAUGUGCAAGAAAACAAAGCCAAAUGCAGAGGUAUGGCUACCCUCUAAGAAUGUUAUAAUAAUAAUGAAAAUUUGGGAUACUAUUGAGGGGGAUGUUGAUGUCGUUGUUGUUGUUGUUGAUGAUGAUGAUGAUAGCAAUAAAAAUACAAAUUAUAGUGAUAGUGAUGAUGAUUAUGACAAUAAUAAUAAUGAUGAUGAUGAUGAUGAUGAUGAUGAUGAUGAUGAUGAUGAUUAUGAUGACGAUGACCAUGAUGAUAAUAAUAAUAAAUAAAUAAACAAAUAAAUAAAUAAAUAAAUAAAUAAAGCGGGACUCUAAAAUGGUCCGCUCCUAGGCAAUACAAGACCAUGUAAGCUGCAUUUUACAUUUUUUCAAGAGUAGGAACCAAAAAUCCCUACCAGACUAACCAUCAACCAGAAACGUAAAUUCGUAACACAAACGACGACUGCACUAAUCAAAUGUUACAAAGGAUGCUCUUUUCUAGGUCUACUGAGUCUCAUACCCUAUCAUGACAGACUGUCGAAUUCAUGAAAAUUCAGCCCCCCCCCCGCCUCCCACCCCCGAGAGAGUACUGAAAUGAGUUGCCCCGUUUUCUGGGUACUCACAGCUAAAUUUGUUGUUUAACUUCAUCUUUCAUUUUCUAUUCGCAGUAAAAGUGAAGGUUGAUGGGAGAAAGCCGAGUGAUAAUUGAACUUGUCUUGCCACAAGAUCACGGGCCAUUUUCAGUUUUGCACGCCGGAGUUAGUUAAGCAAUGAACGAUUAAUAGCGGCCGCUGCAAUAAUUGUUUGUAAACAAACACAUCUUUUUAUAGCUUGUAGAUGGAAUGGUAAAGUCUUUUAUGGUGACGAUCAUUGGGAAGAUGACGGUGUAGACUUUUAUUGUCUUCAAGACCCCAGGCAUGAGAUGACUAGGCCUGGUUGCUAUUUAGGGAAGAGAAGAGCUACGGUUUGCACAGGAGCUAUAAGAGGUUAGGAAAAAUCCCCUGCGGAAAGUAUUUCAGGUAUUUACCAGUGUGUGACGUCACAUUUACGCUGUGCUGUCUGAAGCUGACUAAGAAAAAAGGGCAAGUCAUCGAUGUUCAAGGAAGCCACGAGGCUUAUUACACAGCAACUGACUUACUUAUGUUAACAAAAUUACAUGAAGCGACAAAGGCGAGACAGCUGAUAUAAACUUCAGUGACGUUAAAUAUUUUAAGUCCGUUUUGAAAUGUUUCAUAUCGCUGAUUUUUCAGGUUUGAAUAAACUCCAUUUAAUAACCAAAGGCGAGUUAUUCUUGUGUGAUAGCGGUGACGAGAUAGUAUGGGGCGAGGAACGAUGUGAUCUAAGGAACGACUGCUAUGAUUUAUCUGAUGAGAAGAACUGUUCUAACCGUAAGUUACGACUGUAAAAUUAAAACUCAUUGAAGCAACAACUUAAUAACACUGCGCUGUCAGUAAAAGGGGUUCCCUUAAAACAAAAAAAUCUGUUACAACAAGUUGAACUACCAAACGUCUAUAAAUGUUCGAAAAAUCUCCCUCUAAAAAUUAUGCUUCUGGAUCUAAGGCGAUUACGACUGGCUAAUUUUAAUCCAUUAUUUUUAAUCCUUGGGCCGUAUCUGCCCUCUUCAACAACUUGAAAAUAACAAUUUAUGGUUAUACAUACCGAAAAAAUUGUUCCACCAUAGGGUCAGACGUCAUUGUCCCGAAAGACGGUCAUCUUGGAUUUUGGUGAAAAAUAUCAUACACUAUAAAUGUAUGGUAGCAGGUUUCGCUGCUCUUCGGAAACUUGCUUCAUGUUGUAAUUGCUAAGUCUUUUUCCCACAGUUUAAACAUGUGAAAUUUCAUAAUUUUUUAUAUUCACUCUCCUUGGUAACAUCAAAGGGUUUCAAGGGUCAACCCAGCUAAGGCGUCAUACCCCCUUUUAGAAUGCUAUUAUUCCAUCAGAUUCGGCCUUAUUAUUUUAGUUAAAGGGUCCGGUGAGACUUGCUAUGGGGAAAAUCUUCCGGCCAAAAAUCGCUCUUCUACACAUGUGUAUGUUUUACCCGUUUCAGAUUUCUGUCAGUCCGAGAUAAAGUUUGGCGUGCAGUGGCCUCGAACAAAGACAGGCGAGGAAGUAGCAGUAGAAUGCUCAUUAGCUGAUUCAAUUUUGACAGGUACAAUAGCUACAUGUAUUAAUAGACCUUUGUCAUUCCACCGCUGGCGCUAUACUUGUUGGUUUUUACUUUUCUCUUGCAUUGUCACCGCCCAUUUUGUAGGAUGUAUUCAAAGCUAUAUUACUUCUUUACACUGUACCAUUCUAUAAAUUUUAAUGUAGUUGUUCAUAUAAACAUUGUCUGAUCUUUGUUUUGUCCAACGCCGCCGACAGUCAAGCUUAAUUUCUAUUGUUUUUUUCCGUUAUUAAGCAAAGAGAUCAAAUUUUUCCGUGUGGUUUUUCCUUCUCUUUUGCAUUGUCACCACGCACCCUACAUUUUUUUAAGGAUCUAUUCAAAGCUAUAUUACUUCUUUACACAGUACCAUUCCAUAAAUUGUAAUGUAAUUAUUCAUAUAAUCAUUGUCUAAUCUUUGUUUUGUCCAACAUGGCUGACAGUCAACUUAAUUUCUAUUAUUUUUUCGGUUAUCAUAGAGGAAAGAAAUCACAUCUUGCCGUGUGGUUCUUUAAUUAUAGAUUAGAGAAAACCUAAAAAUGCAGUAAGAAUAAAUAUGUGGCCAACGAGCGAGCGAGGUGGUUCUCUUCAAUGAUCCGUAAUUGAACAGAAAACAAAAAUGACAUAAAAUAGGAUAUAUUUAUUACAUGCUUGCACUAAUAACAUAAACACGCAUAGGACAGACGUGUUAUUGCAAUUUGGUGACCGUAACGGUGCAGUCUCCAAUCACUAGUCUCAAACAUCCUUAAUUUAUACAAAUGUAGGCUCAUUUAGCAGUAAGUGCAGAACUAAUGGGAGACUUGGAACAACUUGGUUUCACAAGAUCACGUGCGGUUGUGAACUAAAAGCCUUGGUGGAUUAUUUCAGAGAAAAGGUAGGACGUUACUACAGUUGUUUUUGAUAGGAAAAUAGUAUGUUUAAUUAAUAUAUUUAUAAAAAAUGACAAAUAUCAGUUCCUCACAAAUCAAAAACGCUUGUCUUUAGUUCUUACCAUCCUGCUAGUAUGACUCUUCAAAGGGGACGUCUGGUUCCGUCCCUUCUCGAAUUUGCAGCAAAGAGCAUUAAAGGUUUGGUUUUUGAUUUUGGUGUACUUCAUUACCGGGUUCUCCACCAAUUGUAAGGGCUUUUUUCGGAGAAGUUGUAACUAAAGGAUAAUUAAUUGGUUUGUGAUUUCUGGUGUACUUGAUGACCGAGUUCUCCACCAGUCGUAAGGGACUUUUUUGGAAAAGUUGUUAGUAAAGAACAAUUAAUUUCUCGUGUUAUAAAACUAGGCGAGUUCAGUUGUAAUUUCGACGUACCUGAUGACUGGCAUCUCCUCGGGCAAUCACCUACUAAUUGUAUUCGCUUAUUGUAAUUGAAACAAUAGUGGUGGAAUUCAAUAAGUCUUCCAAUUAUUACAUAGAAACAAGAAACAAUCUUUCUCUUAAUUAUUCGACUGCGUAAGUUCAAGAGACAGCGUUAUGGCUAAUCGUGAAAGGAAUACUGAGCAACCAGUACCGGGUGAACUCUAAUCAACCUCUCAUAAUUAUUUCUUGCGCUUUAAGAUUCUACCUUUUUACUUAGCAGCCGUUUAUUUCAGCGUUCCUAGAUGAUUUAUAUAUUGGCUGAGUGAUUUUAGAGAAUGGGGAAAUUUACUCUGAGCGCGUUUAAUUGACCGUGAGCCGGAAUAAGACUGAAUUUAACGUUCAAGAAUAUCAUUUCGUUACAAAUCUCGUUCAAAAUGACAUAAUUUAAAAAGAGUGGGAUGUUACAUACACCUUAAUACUGUUAUUCCACCAAUUUGGAGAUGUACCGAUACAAUGAAUGCUUCUACGAUUUAUUCCAUUUGUGUUUCUUGCUGAAUACUGUUAAACAAACAAGCCCUGCUUUUUACAAAAGCCAAGAAUAAUAUUCUUUUGGUGCAAUCUUUUUUUUGUUUCAGAUUCAGAGAACUAAUACCACAAAUAUACUGAAUAUAUCCACGGAAUUUGUGAAUUCAUAUGGUAGAUUCAAGAACAAAGACGUUUUACUUGAGAUGAUAAAUGAUAUGUUUGCUUCUGUAAGAAGAGUUAUUUCUCCAAUUACACGACGCAAUUCGGAUAAGGCCGUACAACUUUGCGAGGUAAGAGAUAAGAGAAAACUUUAAGGAGCUGGAGCAGAUAAGGUAAUUAUCUUUAAUUAUCUGCUUCAAUUAGUAUAGUUUGCGAAACUUUGAUCGCAUUUAUAGAAUCAGAGACAAAGAAGACAGCAACGAAAAUAGGGGAAAAAUUAGUCGGAGAAAUCAGCCAAAAACAGCGGACAACAACAACACAAAAAGACUUUAACUUACAACAAACGCCAUUGUGGUGAAGCUGUUGUAUCUUGACUAAAUUUAAUUUUUUUUUUUUUCUCAUUCACAAGCAAUUUAUACAUAAUUAAAGCGAAUCAAUAUUGUUCAAUUUUUUGAAGUAGAAACAUUUGCUUUACGAUCCCUUAUUAUUCAUUUUUUUGUCUCAUUCAAAAUUAAGCUAUCCUUGUCCACAAAUCUACAGCUUUUCUUUAGGAAAAAAAAAAAAAACGUUAAAAAAUACUAGGAUAAAUCAACCUACUAGAUAAGAUCAAUCUAGGGAAAACCUGAUGAUCCUGUAAUAAUUUAAAAAUAAUAUUCCAUAUGAUGGACACCACCUACGUGGCACUUAUCGUAUCCCUUACUACUAUAAACCAAUCGUCCCUUAGGUUUUGAAAAACAUGUCUUACAAAAUAAGAAGGACCAAAAUUAGAGGAGAACAUGCAGGUGGCAUCCAUCUCCCUGCUACAAUAUUUCUUUGAUUUUUUUCUUUUCACGGGGAUUCUAGUCAAGGUAUGUUCAAAUUAUGAGCAACUACCCUUUUCUUUUACAUAAAAGUUUCCCACGACAUGAAGACCUAAAUUUCAAGGCAAAUCGUAGACGAAAGGCGACAUGACUUUUAGGAUUUGAGGUGCAACUUUUUCUCAAUCAAAAUGGUGCACUUGAAAAUAUUUAUGCCUCUUACUCAACUUUUAUUUAUGGCCUAAUACAACCACAAAGAUUCUUUCACUUUUUCAAUGCAGUCUGAAUUCUUCGUUGCUCCUAUUUACUCUGCAGCAAAUCAUAAAACUGUUACUUGACGAUGGUGCCUUUUAUGCAAGUCAGUAUGACUGGACCGCGUUUUGUCAGCAGCCUGAUUUGGUAAGCGAUCCUUGUUUUCAACAUGUUUUUUACCUUUAUGUGUAAUCUUAAUAAAAGAUUGAAGCUCUUCAGCGAUGUCUUAAUCAAAAGACUGUCUCUUGUUUUCCCGCCAAAAAUUAAAGUUGUCGAAACAUUAGUCACUGUGAGGUACAUUCAGGGCCUGAAAAUAUUUAAAGUACUUCACAAGGAACUACAUUCACUCCUUCAUUUUCCCUACUUAUGAAAUAACUUCUGAAUUCAACCAAUUACAGGCUCAAGCAAGGUAUAACCUUAUUAGCAGAGUUUUGGAAUUUCUCCGCACAGCUCCAACCAACACUCAAGCUUACACCAUGGGUUUAACUUACGUGCCAAGAAACAUGAUAAAAAAUCUUGGGUAAGUUUUACAAGCAAUAAGCUGACGAGAGAUAUAGUGCAAUUUUGUGAAGAAAAUAGGUGAAUAAUAGUGGAGCUCCACGCGCGCGCGCGAGUGGAGGCCGAUAGGUAAGAAAUUAUUUUUACCUAUCGAUCGGAGCAAUUUUGGUAGUCACCCGACCGUACGUCCGUCCGACGGACCGUCCGCACCACAGAGUAACUAAUGUAAAAUCUCACACUUUCAAAACAGGCUAUUCACUGACCAAUAUCACAUGACCGUAUCGCGGACUCAGGUGUCGGCCCAUCGAGGUUGCUACAUGUAGUGUUCAACUGAUCGUAGGCUCAACUCAAAGUGGAUUUCUUUACAAUGGUUACAGGUUUAUUGUUUGA
Porites lobata is the source of this 11349-nucleotide messenger RNA. The record is from the annotation of a GenBank genome assembly. NCBI's taxonomy places the organism in Eukaryota, Metazoa, Cnidaria, Anthozoa, Scleractinia, Poritidae.